This is a messenger RNA of Dibothriocephalus latus, 510 nucleotides long. The record is from the annotation of a GenBank genome assembly. NCBI's taxonomy places the organism in Eukaryota, Metazoa, Platyhelminthes, Cestoda, Diphyllobothriidea, Diphyllobothriidae.
GUUUUCCAAUGUCGACUUCCCAUUGACGAGCAUUUCAUCCGACCCAACAGCCUUGCUCGGAACCACCAAAAGGUCAAGUUCCGACUUCUGGACUCAACCAAUCUAAAGCAGCUGGCAUCAGCCGAAGUUGAAAUCCACAGACUUAUGAUUCCACAGAACGAAAUAGUCCUAAAGAUGGACUCUAACGCCAGUAAGAAGACGUCGGCUUUAGCUUCUUCCGAUGUCGGUGUAGGAGAUGGCACAUUCAGAACACUUCAUCUCAAUAUGUUGAAUGAGGAUAAGGGAACAAAAGGCUAUCUACCCAUCAGUUACGCAUGGGAAUUGUGUAUUCCGGAGCCACUUGAAGAGAGAGUUAGCCAUCUGCUGGACGCUGCAGAGGCGGCGACGGACCUGGAUAUCAAGGACCUACUGCCGGAACGAGAUCAUCCACCUCCGAAAUUAGAAUUUGAGGACAAGUGUACGCAGUGUGAGCCAGAAGUCCCCACCAAGGUAAGACCAAAGACGCCCUAA